Zychaea mexicana is the source of this 384-nucleotide messenger RNA. Its product is annotated as 60S ribosomal protein L35. NCBI's taxonomy places the organism in Eukaryota, Fungi, Mucoromycota, Mucoromycetes, Mucorales, Lichtheimiaceae. Gene Ontology annotation, cellular component: cytosolic large ribosomal subunit; ribosome. Gene Ontology annotation, biological process: translation; maturation of LSU-rRNA from tricistronic rRNA transcript (SSU-rRNA, 5.8S rRNA, LSU-rRNA). The coding region runs from base 1 to 384 and encodes 127 amino acids. The transcript has 3 exons. Gene Ontology annotation, molecular function: structural constituent of ribosome; mRNA binding. The record is from RefSeq and is a predicted model, not a curated record.
AUGACGCGAAACAGGGCUGCCGUCAAAGCAUACGAACUUCGCAACAAGAACAAGGCCGAGCUCUUGAAGACUCUUGACGAGCAAAAGCAGGAACUCGCUUCCCUGCGUGUUCAAAAGGUCGCUGGCGGUUCUGCUUCCAAGCUUCACCAAAUUGGAUUGGCCCGCAAGAACAUUGCCCGUACGUUGACCGUCAUCAACCAGACCCAGCGCGAACAGCUCCGUCUCUUCUACCAAAAGAAGAAGUACAUCCCCAUCGACCUUCGCGUCAAGAAGACCCGUGCCAUGCGUCGUGCAUUGACUCCUUUUGAACGCAAGCUCAAGACCGAGAAGCAGCAGAAGAAGUUGAACCACUUCCCCCUUCGCAAGUAUGCUGUCAAGGCCUAA